AUGGUUCAACCAGCCAAUCCUGUGAACUCCCAUCUUCCUCGCGAAGGAGUAUCGACCUUACUCCAUCGCAGUUGCAAUGCCUGCAACCGUAGGAAGGUCAGAUGCAACAAGAAAUCCCCCUGCGAUAACUGCGUGAGGCUCGGGUUUGAGUGUGUUUUUCCACCCCCUGGGCGGAAGGCCCGGACUAGGCCAACAAAAUCAUCCAAGGCUGAGUUGAUCUCGCGAUUAAGCCUAUUAGAGCAGGAAGUUCAGAAGCUCGGCGCGCAAAAGUUUGCUGCUGAUAUCCCUGUGGACAGUCUGGAAGAUCAGGAUAUCGAAGAGAGCCCGGAGAGUAGUCGUACUGCAGUUUCAUGGCCAUUGAAGACCCCUGAAAGUGUAGAAGCGGAGGCUGAAGAGGAGGAAACUGGGAUUGAAUGA
Molecule: messenger RNA, 417 nt
Organism: Penicillium hordei
Lineage: Eukaryota; Fungi; Ascomycota; Eurotiomycetes; Eurotiales; Aspergillaceae
Product: Zn(II)2Cys6 transcription factor domain-containing protein
Exons: 1
Coding region: 1-417 (138 amino acids)
Biological process (GO): regulation of DNA-templated transcription
Molecular function (GO): DNA-binding transcription factor activity, RNA polymerase II-specific; zinc ion binding
Source: RefSeq, a predicted model, not a curated record